AUGUCCAUUAGCCCAUUCUUAUCUUCAACCCAUACGAUGGAUCCUGCGAAGGUGAAUUACGGUGAUGAAUGUCAGGUUUCUCCAGCUUUGAAAACAAUGAUAUGGGCAAAUACACAUUGUCAGAGCCUGAUAGAUUCAAAAACAACCCGUUUGUCAACUUCAAUUUCGACCAGCACGGAAACCAUAAUCAAUCACACGAUACCAAAGAAGAAUGGUGCUAAAAGCAAACAAAGGAAACCAAAGUCAGAUAAUAUCACGCCAUCAUCCUCUAAGCAAAGUAAGAUGAUCUCUAUCGAUGAUUGGAAAACUCAAGACAAGGGUUCCAGCGAAUCAAAGUCAAGGCAAAAAAAGAGACCGAACAGUCCAUCGAACAAUGUCAUCGAGUCUCUUGACGAGGAGGGAGACAUUGGCGCCGUGUUUGAAAACACGGAUCCGCAAGGAUUUAUUUCACAAUACGAAAGCCCGGAUAUAUCGAAACUGAAAGAACGAUUUAACUUUGCUUCAUUUGACUGUGGGGCUAUCGUGCUAAAGACCAACAAAGAAGCAAAGGGGGCCACCGCAAUUCUUUCCGAGAGUAAGGAUACAUAUGUCCUUAACAAGUGCUCCGCCACAAAGUUUGUUGAAUUGGAAUUAUGUGAGGACAUUUUGAUUGAAUAUGUGGCUUUAGCAAAUUUCGAAUUUUUUUCCUCUACAUUUAAGGACUUUCGAAUUUCGAUUAGUAGCUGGUAUCCUCCUAAGGAAGGUUGGAAAUUGUUGGGUCAAUAUAAGGCAAAAAAUUCAAGAGAAAUUCAGGUAUUUCCUAUUAAGAAUCCAAUAAUGUUUGCGAGGUAUCUGCGCAUUGACUUUGAUUCGCAUUAUGGUCAUCAACAUUAUUGUCCCGUGAGCUUAUUCCGA
Molecule: messenger RNA, 894 nt
Organism: Acaulospora morrowiae
Lineage: Eukaryota; Fungi; Glomeromycota; Glomeromycetes; Diversisporales; Acaulosporaceae
Source: the annotation of a GenBank genome assembly